Messenger RNA from Rhododendron vialii, 2297 nucleotides. RefSeq lists its product as uncharacterized. The record is from RefSeq and is a predicted model, not a curated record. Bases 67 to 2085 code for a protein of 672 amino acids. Gene Ontology annotation, cellular component: membrane; clathrin vesicle coat. The transcript has 16 exons. Lineage: Eukaryota; Viridiplantae; Streptophyta; Magnoliopsida; Ericales; Ericaceae. Gene Ontology annotation, biological process: endocytosis.
ACGAUCAGUAUACAGUACUCUCUCUCUCUCUCUCUCUCUCUUCCUCACUGGAACUCCAAAUAUACGAUGGAUUCGUAUACGAUGGCCUUUUGUGCGUACGGGAAGCUGAGUAGCCUGUGCCUCGUGUCCACCGACGGCUGCGGCCGAAUGAGAAAUCGCCGGGGGAGAAAGUGUGUAGUCGUUCGAGCCGCGUCCUCGUUGUACGAAGAGGGCCAGCUGGAACGACCCAAGUGGACGGGGGAAACCCCUCUCUCUCGUCUCGUCGGAGCUCUUAUCUCCUUCAAGCCUCUCUACUCUGUCCUCAAGCUCGGCGCCCGACAAGUCCUCAUCAGUACGGCAGAGAAAACAAACAUUCCAUGGCGGGAGAUGACGAGGGAGAUUCUGGAAUCUGAGGUUUACAAAGAGAUGGACAGCAUUCAGAACUCGUCGAUUGUGUACCCUGACUAUUAUCUCAACCCUUUCCAUGCAUAUGAUGAGGGCAACCUGUCUUGGCUGGCUGCAGCAGAAGCUGAGGCAGCAACUAUGUCAAUGGUGAGAAGAGCAAUACCUGAUGCUUCUUCUCUAGAUGAGGCAAAUCAAAUUGUUAGGGGAAAUUGGCUAAAUGCUAUUGAACAACAUCAUCAGCAGUUUUCAGGAAACGCAAUGAUUGAAAACAUUCUUGAUAUCGGGUGUUCUGUUGGUGUGAGCUCAAGAUAUCUUGCUAACAAAUUUCCUUCUGCUAAAGUCACGGGACUAGACCUAUCUCCUUACUUUCUUGCUGUUGCUCAGUUUAAGGAAAAGAAAAGCACCCCAAGAAAGAACCCAAUCAGCUGGGUGCAUGCAAAUGGUGAAGACACUGGAUUGCCUGCCCAAUUGUUUGACAUUGUCUCAAUUGCAUAUGUGCUCCAUGAGUGUCCCGCAAGGGCAAUAGUUAAUUUAGUGAAGGAAGCAUUUCGGCUCCUUCGACCUGGAGGCACUUUUGCUGUGACAGAUAAUUCGCCGAAGUCAAAGAUCCUUCAGGAACUGUCUCCAGUGCUGUUUACAUUGAUGAAGAGCACCGAACCAUUUUUAGACGAGUACUACCUCACUGAUCUUGAAGGGAAAAUGAGAGAAGCAGGCUUCGUGAAUAUCCAAACAAUUCUCACUGACCCAAGACACAGGACUGUGACGGGUACCGUUCCUUACAUUUGCCAAAACUCCUCCGUUGCUCUGCCCCCAUCUCUCUCUCUCUCUCUCUCUCUCUCUCUCUCUGCGAUCAUGAAGAAAGAACUGAAGGAAACGAGUGAGCUCGACAAGAACCAUGGCGGCGCAACCGAGAACGACGACAAUGAAGCAAUUGAGCUUGUUCUCUUUCAAGUGCCUGAAUCUUACGUUUAUUUGAUACCACCGAGAAAAACUGCAGCUUCAUACAGGGCUGAUGAAUGGAAUGUCAAUAAAUGGGCGUGGGAGGGGACAUUGAAAGUUGUUAGCAAGGGAGAAGAGUGCAUUAUCAGACUUGAAGAUAAGACAACAGGUGAAUUGUAUGCUCGGGCAUUCUUGAGAGAUGGAGAACCACAUCCGGUGGAGGCUGUAAUUGAUAGUAGCAGAUACUUUGUUCUUCGCAUCGAAGAGGAUAUUGGUGGCCGCCUCCGGCAUGCUUUCAUUGGCAUUGGUUUUCGAGAAAGAACUGAGGCUUAUGAUUUCCAAGCUGCCCUUCAUGACCAUAUGAAGUACCUGAACAAAAAGAAAACUGCAGAAGAAAUGGAACAGCAGUACCAGAACAAUUCAUCAGUUGAUUACAGUUUAAAAGAUGGGGAGACUAUUGUAGUCCAAUUAAAGAAUAAAAGUGGUCGGUCCAAGUUUUUCGAGCAGGGUUUAAACAAUCUAUCCCUAGAGGAAAAGGCCAACCAAAAAGUGUCUGCCAUAACUAUCAAACCGCCGCCACCUCCACCAGCGCCACUUUCACCGGUUAUUACUGUGAAGUCUCCCUCUGACUCGCCAUCAAAUUUGAGUCUUGACAAAACUUCUGGAAACAGAGAACAAUCAAAAGAAGAACAUUCUCUAGAAAAUCAAACGGCACCGGAUUUACCAGAUGACGACUUUGGGGAUUUUCAAGCAGCUGGGUGAUAUGGUCUUUGUAUCUGAUUCACUUGUUUGAAAAUUUUCGCAUUGUGUUUAGCUCGAGGUUGUGUACAUGAUCGUGUUCAUUAAAUGCAUAAGUAAACUCUACUGAUGUGCUGAAAACUACUCCAGACUGUGCAGUAAUACCGUGCCUCAGUACGGCCACAAUACUUUUUCACAGAAGGUUUUAUAUUUAUUUCAGAACAAAUUAGCGUUGA